Monoraphidium neglectum is the source of this 1062-nucleotide messenger RNA. Its product is annotated as alcohol dehydrogenase. Bases 1 to 1062 code for a protein of 353 amino acids. The transcript has 10 exons. Gene Ontology annotation, molecular function: zinc ion binding; oxidoreductase activity. The record is from RefSeq and is a predicted model, not a curated record. Lineage: Eukaryota; Viridiplantae; Chlorophyta; Chlorophyceae; Sphaeropleales; Selenastraceae.
AUGCCCAAGGCCGUGCGCAUACAUGAGGUCGGUGGCACUGAGGUUCUGAAGCUGGAAGAGGUCGACUUGCCAACGAAGGGUGCGGCCGAGGUGCUCAUCAAGACGCGCAGCAUUGGCGUGAACCCAGUCGAUCUGAUCGUCCGCAGCGGUUACUACAAGCCCGAGACCUUCCCCAAGGCGCGCGGCCCGCGAGCGCUGCAGCCCGCGAGCUGCUGCAACGCGCCGCCGGGCCUCAUCCCCCUCACUCUGUGUGCCCUGCUGUGCCUUAUCCUGGGGGGCGAUGUGGCGGGAGUUGUGGAGGAGGGCGACGAGGGUGGCAAGUUCAAGCCGGGUGACAAGGUGUUCGCGCUGACUCCUGGGUUCUGGAACGCCAGCCCUGCAGGCACAUAUGCUGAGUAUGUGGUGGCUGACCCCGCCUGGCUGGCCAAGGUGCCUGACAACCUGCCCCUUGAGGAGGCGGCGGGCGUCCCGCUCGUUGCGCUGACCGGCUGGCAGGCGCUGCAGGAGGCCAGCCCCAAGGCAGGGCAGCGCGUGCUGGUGACGGCGGCGGCCGGCGGCGUGGGGCACAUUACUGUGCAGGUCGCCAAGGCCCUGGGCCUGUUUGUGGUGGGCCUCGCUGGCCCCAAGAACAUCGAGUAUGUGAAGAGCCUCGGCGCGGACGAGGUGGUUGACUACACCACCCAGGAUGUUGCUGAGCUAUACAGCGCUCCUGACAAGCAGUUUGACAUUGCCAUCGACACCGUGGGCACGCGCAGCGAGCUGCUGCAGAAGCUGCUGUCCGUCACCAAGCCCACCGGCCACUACUCUCACAUCCUCAACGCCGGCACUGACAAUGACGCACUUGGUGCAGCCAAGGAGGCGCAUGCGGCCGGCAAGGGGCCGGCCGUGAGCACCACGCUGGUCAAGCCAAACGGCGCGCAGCUGCAGGAGAUUGCUGACCUGAUUGCUGCCGGCAAGGUGAAGCUGGAGGUGGCCCUCAGCCUGCCCCUGGAGGAGGCUGCCAAGGCGCACGACCAGGUUGCGACGGGGCACACGCGCGGCAAGGUGGUCCUGACUGUGUGA